This is a messenger RNA of Moneuplotes crassus, 558 nucleotides long. Lineage: Eukaryota; Ciliophora; Spirotrichea; Euplotida; Euplotidae. The record is from the annotation of a GenBank genome assembly.
AUGGAGAAAAUCGACCAAUACGUUGGUAUUAUUGCAGAGAAGACCGGCCAAGAUCCUACCCUUGUCAGGAACGUCCUUAUGGGAGUCAUCUUGGUAGUGUUUGUAUUUGGAUUUGGAGCAUCUAUCAUUGCAAACAUUGUAGGAGUCUUCUACCCAGCUUUCCAAUCUUUCAAAGCACUUGAAUCUGAAAAGAGUGUUGAUGAUAAGAAAUGGUUGACCUAUUGGUGUAUAUUCUCUAUCUUCACUAUUGUUGAUCAGUUCGGACACGUCAUCUUAGUAUGGGUACCAUUUUACUACAUUUUGAAGUUGUGUUUCUUGAUGUACUUGUUCCUACCAUACACUGAUGGUGCAAGCAAGAUUUACGUCACCUACGUUCUUCCAAUUUAUGAGAAAUAUCAUAAAAAUAUUGAAGCGGUGGGUGAAAAGUAUGCUGAUUUGACCAGUGUUGAAUUCAAAAUGGAUAAAAAUGAGGCAAAGAAAGCAGAGUAAUCUAUUGGCAGAUCCAUAAAUCAAAUUAAUCACAUAAGGUUGAUAUUUUGCUGAAUUGCCUUCAAUUUC